This is a messenger RNA of Hermetia illucens (black soldier fly), 2022 nucleotides long. RefSeq names its product zinc transporter 2 (gene ZnT35C). Gene Ontology annotation, molecular function: zinc ion transmembrane transporter activity. The record is from RefSeq and is a predicted model, not a curated record. The transcript is spliced from 8 exons. The coding region runs from base 385 to 1788 and encodes 467 amino acids. NCBI's taxonomy places the organism in Eukaryota, Metazoa, Arthropoda, Insecta, Diptera, Stratiomyidae. Gene Ontology annotation, cellular component: plasma membrane. Gene Ontology annotation, biological process: response to zinc ion; zinc ion transmembrane transport.
ACCAGUUUGAAUACUAACAGCUGAAACUGCAGUCGUAUUUAGUGUAGUGCGGUGCGAUGCAUGGAAGUAGAAAUCUCAUUUUGAUAUGUGCACAUACGUAAAAGAACAGUGAGAAACAGUAGCCGCGUCACGCUACGUUUCUUCCUUGGUGUGGUACAGUGUGUAAUAUGUGUACUUUGCGAGAUUAAAUCGCUAUUUACUUUUAUCGUUGAAUGGAGUCAAUCUCCAGUCAUAUCGCGACCCACUGCAGUCGGAAUCAACACUUAGUAUGCAUAAAUAGUGUAAUUAGUUCUAGUGGAGUUUGAGUGCCUUUGGAAAUAGCCUGAAACCUGUAAUUUGCCGAAUCCACUAGUAAUAACCGUGAAGUGACACGUAACAUCAAAAAUGAAGAAUCGACGGGAGGAAACACCAUUUGUGAUAGAACUCAAGAGCAAUUAUGGUUCCACUACGGCUCCAGCAGGCGCGUCUUCGGCAAGCGCGUCCCCAAGUACACUAUACUGUCUGCAUGGACAGCCAGAAGUAAAACUAGUCGGACAUUGUCAUCGACAGAGAAGUGAAGGAGUAGACGUGAAAGCUAGGAGAAAGCUGAUAAUUGCCAGUAUCUUGUGUCUUUUUUUCAUGGUAGCGGAGAUUGUCGGUGGCAUAUUGUCUAAUAGCUUGGCAAUAGCUACUGACGCAGCCCAUCUCCUAACCGACUUUGCAAGUUUCAUGAUAUCUCUUUUCGCAAUCUGGAUAGCGGGGCGGCCGUCUACACAAAGGAUGUCUUUCGGAUGGUAUCGAGCGGAAGUUAUUGGCGCUGUUGUUUCCGUUGUAAUGAUUUGGGUUAUAACGGCAAUUCUGAUUUGGUUGGCAGUCCUGCGUAUUAUCAACAAAUCCUACGAAGUUGAUGCCAAAAUCAUGCUAAUCACGUCGGGCUUGGCUAUUCUAGUCAAUUUAAUAAUCGGGUUUCAACUUCAUCAUCACCACGGCCAUUCUCACUCCGCCAAGCAGCCAACGGAGGGAGUGGGCAAGCAGAACGCCGAUGAGACGCUGAAAAAUAAUUCCCAGAUUGUCUUGGCUGCCCCGAAUGCAACCAACCAGGAGACCCAUUCAUCAGCCACUACCCCGACGAGCUCGAGGCACAGGAUUGAAAAGGAGACUGGCGGCAUUAAUAUUGCUGAACAUGGCCAGUUGUAUCAGUCGAUGUCAGACGAUGCUGGAUUAGUAAAUGUUGUUUCGAACAGUGGCGGGCAAACCGGACAAAACCAGCAGCACCAGCAACAGCACAAUUUUGCUGCCCCAGAAAGCUCCAGUGUAGCUGUUAGGGAGAAUAUAAAUGUGCGUGCAGCAUUUAUUCAUGUUUUGGGAGAUGUACUGCAGAGUGUUGGGGUUUUUAUUGCCGCACUAGUAAUUUAUUUUAAACCCGACUGGGCCAUUGCUGACCCAAUCUGCACAUUUGUCUUCUCAGUGAUUGUACUGUUCACUACUUUCACCAUAAUGAAGGACGCAUUAUUGGUUCUGAUGGAAGGUACUCCAAAUUACUUGCACUACGCCGAAGUCAUGAAUGUGUUUUUGCAAAUUGAAGGGGUCGAGCGCGUGCAUAACUUGAGAAUAUGGGCUCUGAGCAUCAAUAAAGUCGCCCUAUCCGCUCAUCUGGCAGUCAAACCUGGCGCUAAUCCCAAGAAAAUAUUACAAGAUGCCACAUCAGCGGUCCACAUCAAGUAUAACUUCUUUGAAACGACGAUACAAAUAGAAGAAUAUUCAGCGGAAAUGGAAGAUUGCAAACAAUGUUCACAACCUGGAAGUUAACAUUUUAUUCUGCUUUGAUAAAUCAAUAGUGAAUACUAUUGUAUCCUCCCUUCUUGAUAAUUGUUUUGAAGAAAGGCUUCGGCACGACUGGAAAGUGUGAUCGAGAAAUCCCCUUGCUAUCAUCUCUACUGUUAGCGAUAAUAUAGACUAGCAUUUGCAUGUGUAAUCUAAUAUUGUACAUAAUUUGUCAAUAGAAAUCAAUCGAAUAAAUUAUUUGAGAUAUAAAAACAUCAA